Messenger RNA from Lepus europaeus (European hare), 4987 nucleotides. It is a transcript of the gene SPAST, whose product is annotated as spastin. The transcript has 17 exons. Gene Ontology annotation, molecular function: microtubule severing ATPase activity; ATP hydrolysis activity; ATP binding. NCBI's taxonomy places the organism in Eukaryota, Metazoa, Chordata, Mammalia, Lagomorpha, Leporidae. The coding region runs from base 97 to 1947 and encodes 616 amino acids. Gene Ontology annotation, cellular component: microtubule cytoskeleton. The record is from RefSeq and is a predicted model, not a curated record.
CCCUCGCCGUCGAAGCAGUCGCCGCCGUCGCUGGGUCGCCGUCGGUCUGCGGGAGGCGGGUUAUGGCGGCGGCGGCGGCGGCAGUGGGAGCUGUGAAUGAAUUCUCCGGGUGGACGAGGGAAGAAGAAAGGCUCCGGCGGCGCCAGCAGCCCGGCGCCUCCCAGGCCUCCGCCCCCCUGCCUGGCCCCCGCCCCUCCCGCCGCCGGGCCGGCCGCUCCGCCCGAGUCGCCGCAUAAGCGGAACCUGUACUAUUUCUCCUACCCGCUCUUCGUCGGCUUCGCGCUGCUGCGCUUGGUCGCCUUCCACCUGGGGCUCCUCUUCGUGUGGCUCUGCCAGCGCCUCUCCCGCGCCCUCAUGGCCGCCAAGAGGAGCUCCCGGGCCGCGCCGGCGCCCGCCUCGGCCUCGCCCCCGGAGCCGGUGCCGGGCGGCGAGGCCGAGCGCGUCCGCGCCUUCCACAAACAGGCCUUCGAGUACAUCUCCGUUGCCCUGCGCAUCGACGAGGACGAGAAAGCAGGACAGAAGGAACAAGCUGUGGAAUGGUAUAAGAAAGGUAUUGAAGAACUAGAAAAAGGAAUUGCUGUCAUAGUUACAGGACAAGGUGAACAGUGUGAAAGAGCUAGACGCCUUCAAGCUAAAAUGAUGACAAAUUUAGUCAUGGCCAAGGACCGUUUACAGCUUCUAGAGAAGCUGCAACCAGUUAUGCAGUUUUCCAAGUCACAAACGGAUGUCUAUAAUGAUAGUACUAACCUGACAUGCCGCAAUGGACAUCUCCAGUCAGAAAGUGGAGCUGUUCCAAAAAGAAAAGAUCCCUUAACACACACUAGUAAUUCACUGCCUCGUUCAAAAACAGUUAUGAAAACUGGAUCCACAGGUCUUUCAGGUCACCACAGAGCACCUAGUUGCAGCGGUUUAUCCAUGGUUUCUGGAGCGAGACAAGGGUCUGGGCCUGCAGCUGCCACCCAUAAGGGUCCUUCAAAAACAAAUAGAACAAAUAAACCUUCUACCCCUACAACUGCUGCUCGAAAAAAGAAAGACUUGAAGAAUUUCAGGAAUGUAGACAGCAAUCUCGCAAACCUUAUAAUGAAUGAAAUUGUGGACAAUGGAACGGCUGUUAAAUUUGAUGAUAUAGCUGGUCAAGAGUUGGCAAAACAAGCCUUGCAGGAAAUUGUCAUUCUUCCUUCCUUGAGGCCUGAGUUGUUCACAGGGCUCAGAGCUCCUGCCAGAGGAUUGUUACUGUUUGGUCCUCCUGGAAAUGGGAAGACAAUGCUGGCUAAAGCAGUAGCUGCAGAAUCAAAUGCAACCUUCUUCAAUAUAAGUGCUGCAAGUUUAACUUCAAAAUACGUGGGAGAAGGAGAGAAAUUGGUGAGAGCUCUUUUUGCUGUGGCUCGAGAACUUCAGCCUUCUAUAAUUUUUAUAGAUGAAGUUGAUAGCCUUUUGUGUGAAAGAAGAGAAGGCGAGCACGAUGCUAGUAGGCGUCUAAAAACUGAAUUUCUAAUAGAAUUUGAUGGUGUACAGUCUGCUGGAGAUGACAGAGUGCUUGUAAUGGGUGCAACUAACAGGCCACAAGAGCUUGAUGAGGCUGUUCUCAGGCGUUUCAUCAAGCGUGUAUAUGUGUCUUUACCAAAUGAGGAGACAAGACUGCUUUUACUUAAAAACCUAUUGUGUAAGCAAGGAAGCCCAUUGAGCCAAAAAGAACUAGCACAACUUGCAAGAAUGACUGAUGGAUACUCAGGAAGUGAUCUGACAGCUUUGGCAAAAGAUGCAGCACUAGGUCCUAUCCGAGAACUGAAACCGGAACAGGUAAAGAACAUGUCUGCAAGUGAGAUGAGAAAUAUUCGAUUAUCAGACUUCACUGAAUCCUUGAAAAAGAUCAAACGCAGCGUGAGCCCUCAGACUUUAGAAGCAUACAUUCGUUGGAACAAGGACUUUGGCGAUACCACCGUUUAAGGAAACACCUUUGUAAGCCUGCAGAACAUACAGCAAGCAAGCAAGAAAGGAUCUGCAUUGAACAGGUGUCAGCUAUUGACGCUUGACCUAAGUUUACAGGACUUGAGUCUUAAAAAUUAUUUGUACACCAAACUUGAAGAUGAACCAGAACACAAGUUUAAAUAAAAUUCAAAAUGCAAAUGGAUUAUUUUGUUGUUUUAAGGCCUUCUUGCCUUGAUGGUCAUGGUUGUUCCAGUGGACACUAAGUUAGAGCACAACAAAGACUGAUUCUGGUCUUCUUUUCCAAUAUAAUCAUAAUGUAAAUAAUAAUUUGUAUAUGUGUUGCAGAUGAAAGUAUUCCAGAGACCGCGAAUGGUAGAAGACACAAGAGCCUUUGUUUGUCAUCUUUUUUUUUUUUUUUGCCCUUAAAAUUGUAGUUUUUCCUGUUUUGCUUUCCUGCUGUUUGUCUUAACUAUGGGUGAUUGGAAUGCCAACCACUCUUAAAUUGGUUUGUUUCCUUUUACAAUUACAGUGUGCCAAAUGAAACUUUUUCCUAAGUAAUAGUAAUAGGAAAAAGUUAUUUUGAAGGUUUUUUUCUUCAUAAAUUUACAGACCUUAAACAAUUGUUGAUCUUUUCACUUUUUAUUUUUCUAUUCCCUUGCUACCAAACAGUUAGAAAGCAAUAUAAUAGCAUCAAAGCAAAUCUGGCUAAAUGCAGAUGGUUUAAAAGCUUGAGUUACUCUGUCAUAUAACAUGUAGAUCAGUCCUCAUGUGACGUGCAGUAUCUUUUUUCUAAUAUACUUGUCAGAAAUCUAUUGUAGACUGUUAACUUAUUCCUAAUGGAAUUUAUUUUCUGCUAGAAUUACUCAAAUAUUUAAGAGGGCCAAUUUUAACUGCUGUAAAAGUGGUUCUAGUGCAAGCAAAGGGAAAUUCUGGGAGCUAGGACAUUUCUAAUUUAUUGCUUAUUACCUUCUUACUGUUUACAGGAUAAUUAUAAGCCAGUGGAACUACCAUCUUUUAUUCUUAAAAAUGAGUCCCUUCAAUGAAACUUUAAAAAAAUACUGAAUUUUUAUACAUUGCAUACAUUUUAUAAGUUUCUUGUGCUCACUUUAUUACUAAAAAAUUCUAGUCUGUUGAUCUGCCUUUUGUUCCCCAGAAAUGUACAAUAUUGUUUGUUGUUUGUAUAAAUAUGCCUGGUUUUUAUUAUAAAGAUGUCAUUGUAGAAAGUAGAAACUCAUAUCAUGGCCUUUUAAAUAUUAUAAUAAAGGCAAAUGGAUAUUUGCCCUUAGUUUACUGGUUAAAAGCUUGUUUACAGAACUUUUCUUUGGUGCUUAAAUGAUGCUAUGUAAAAUGUCAUGGGUAAAAAGAAUAAUUUUAUAGUAGUAGCAGACUUUUCGAAAGAUGUCAGUGGUUUUAAGAAAAUAUAUUAAAAUUAGAAACUGGACCUACUAUAGAAGAAUUCUAAAAUGAAGACAUUAUACAUUCUUUUUAAGUUAAUCUUGUUCUCGUUAAAGAUUCAUUACAAUAUAAAUGUAUUAUUUCUUAAGAUCAUGUAUUCUUUGUACCCAUAACUUAAAACAUGUCUCUUCUAAUCAUAGAAUGCCCUGCAUAAUAAAAAUAAGAGCUGAGAUAAAAAAAAAAAUUAAGCCAUAGCUAUGCAUAUAUUAGGAUUUGUUGUAUCUUUUUUUAUUACCACAGACAUUAAAGCAUCACUUAUAAAACACUGAUAAAUGAAAGAUGUUGAUGAAGUACACAUGAUGAGAAGAUUUGGGAAAAUAUAAAAUCACAUUGUUAGUAAAGUUUAUAAAAUUUCUUUUUUUUUUGACAGGCAGAGUGGACAGUGUGAAAGAGAGAGAGAGAGAAAGGUCUUCCUUUGCCGUUGGUUCACCCUCCAAUGGCCGCCACGGCCGGCGCGCUGCAGCCGGCGCACCGCGCUGAUCCGAAGGCAGGAGCCAGGUGCUUUUCCUGGUCUCCCAUGGGGUGCAGGGCCCAAGCACUUGGGUCAUCCUCCACUGCACUCCCAGGCCACAGUAGAGAGCUGGACUGGAAGAGGGGCAACCGGGACAGAAUCCAGCGCCCCGACUGGGACUAGAACCUGGUGUGCCGGCGCCGCAAGGCGAAGGAUUAGCCUAUUGAGCCAUGGCGCCAGCCAUAAAAUUUCAUUUAUAGAGGAAUUAACAUUCUAAAUGUUUAGAAAACAGGCUCAACUUUUAAAAUAUAAUCUCCUUUAAAAUUGUCAUGAGUGUUCUAUUUGGAAAGUUUUUAGAAAAUAUAGGUGUUAAAUGUUGCAAGAUGUGAAGUAAAGACUAGUGCUGGAAGACUGUUUGCUCUGAGUUAGUAUGACCAAGUUUAAGUUGUGGGUUUUUUUGGUUUUUGUUUUUGUUUUUCCAUAAAAAGGCCAUGAAAAUAGAGUAAUAAUAUAGUAGGAGUUAAGGGGUAAGUUUGCCUUUUUCAGUAAAGGUAGAGUUGCUGAGGUUUUCUGGAUUAAUAUUAGAUUUAGAUUGUGACCUUUUAGAUUUUGUGUUGCACUCUGUUGUAUUAUCUCCUAGAACAUAAUCCUUAAACAUUAAGCAUUAAUGUGUUCUUCAUGUUAAUAUGGCAGAGUUUUGUAAACUAAAUUAAAACUUACUGAUGUGCAAGACAUUGAGCCACAGGAAAGAAUCAGUGCCGUCUUCCCAGUUGUGUUAAGGUUAAAACUUAUUCUAAGACGUCUGCCUUUUCAGGUUCUUAGAUCAUGGCCUGCAAGUAUACUUUGUGCUGGAGACAAAUUGGAGGUCAAGCAGAUACCAGAAUUCUAAUUUAAGUGUGUAUACAGCAGUCCUUGUUUAUAGUGUAAAAUUGUUCAUAUUUUGUAUAAAAACUAAUUCUUUUUGAAAAAUGAAGCAUUUACAGUUUGUUUUUGGACUCCUAGUCAAAUAGUCAAAGGAUUUUCCUUUAAAUGCCUGUCUGAUUUUAGUCUAGUCUUUUGUACUUUUCUUCAGAAGAAAUGAAUUAAAGGGUAUGUGUAGCCACAUCAAGUGGACUUUUUUCCUAAUGGAUUGGGAAUAAAUGCUCAACUUUA